AUUAUUGUGCAUAAUAACGAGGGAAUAUGGAUGCAACCUUGCGGACAGAGUCUCCUGUCGGGACGCUUUGCCAGAAAACGCCAGAAGAGGAGAGCUCUCCAGCGUCAGAGAGCGGUGCCAAGUUACAGCAAUAUCCUCCACCCCAGAUUUCCAGUGGAUGGUCCAGCCUACAAUUAUUACAUCUGUCUCCUCAUCUCUGGGCAGCAAGCAAGCCAAUGAACCGCAAAGCUCUCACAAGGCAACACCCAAAGCAGGCGGGAGCAAAGGAAAAAAUGCUGCCAGAAAGGGGAAAACAGAGCAGCUGUCUCCAGAGGAGGAGGAGAAGAAGAGGAUAAGACGGGAAAGGAAUAAAAUGGCUGCAGCAAAGUGUCGCAACAGACGGAGGGAACUCACAGAUACGCUGCAGGCUGAGACAGACAAGCUGGAGGAGGAAAAAGCAGCCCUGGAAACAGAAAUAGCCAACCUGCUCAAAGAAAAAGAGCGGCUCGAAUUCAUCCUCACCACACAUAAACCAGUGUGCCAGAUCCAAGAGGAGCUUGAGACGAUUUUAGAGGCUUCUGCUAGUUCCCCAGAGUUGCCGCCCAGCUCAGAUGAGGAUCGCCUUCAGGAUGAAGGCAUCCAGGAAGCUCCAUCACUCCAGGACAUAGACAUCCCCAGUGAUCCGUCCACAGCAAUCUCUGGGAACUCCAAUAUCUUACUGUGCGCCAAUGCUGAAAUCAACAUCUCCGACCUUGAGCCCUCCCUGGACAUUAAGGAGGGGCUUCUAGACAAUAUGCUGCCUAGUUUGGAGGACAGAAUCCCCAUGGAAACGGCUCGAUCAGUUCCAGACAUAGAUUUGAGCAGCUCCCUCGGAGUCUCGGACUGGGAGACCUUGUAUAAGUCUGUUUCCUGUGACCUGGAGCCUCUCAGCACUCCGGUGGUGACUUCCACCCCCACCUGCAGUAGUUACCUUUCCGUGUUCACAUUUGCAUGUCCUGAGCUGGACUCUCUUACAGAGGAGGGCCUAGACGGCCUUAAAGGUGGUUUGAGUAAGGCUGAAUCUCUCGAUAUCCUUAACUCUCCAACUCUCCUCGCCUUAUAACUCAAAGAGGGAAAUGAUAUCCCUGAUCUCUCUGGUUUUUCUCUAGGUACUUGACAAAAAAGAAAUCAACAACAUAUGCCCAAAUAUGCUGUAACUGUUCAAGGAAUAGCUAUAAAAUGAAUUGUCUUGUGUUUGACUAAGCAUAUAAACUUUGUUCUGAUAGCCAACAGAGUGAUGUAGCCAAAAGCAUGGCUGUUAAUUCAGCACGAGGGACUGACGUUUUGAUUUUAAAACGCAUGCAGAGAAAAUUGAAAUCAUUUUCGAAGCUAAUCAAUAAGUAUUCAUGAUCUGUUAAUAGGUCUAAAGUGUACUGUGCAAUUUGAUGUAUCUCUAUGGUGUUUUUGUGCCAAAAAUGUAUUGAUUGCUGUAUUUAAAUAUUCAUCCAUACCUCAGUGUCAUCAGCUGUGCUUUGACCUCAUUGUUGAAAUGUUGAAGGUUUUCCAUGAAAACAUCCAGUGCUAUACACUAUAUAUCUUAUUGAGAUGUAACUUUUAUUUAUUUUUUUACCUUUAAGAUUUUGACUUGUUAACAUUUUAAAAAAGAGAGCAUUGAUUGUUAAUCUAUGCUGCUGCCUAAUAACAAUAAAUCUAUGUUCCCAAUA
This is a messenger RNA of Cyprinodon tularosa, 1682 nucleotides long. It is a transcript of the gene fosaa, whose product is annotated as v-fos FBJ murine osteosarcoma viral oncogene homolog Aa. Bases 158 to 1081 code for a protein of 307 amino acids. Gene Ontology annotation, molecular function: RNA polymerase II cis-regulatory region sequence-specific DNA binding; DNA-binding transcription factor activity, RNA polymerase II-specific. Gene Ontology annotation, biological process: regulation of transcription by RNA polymerase II. The record is from RefSeq and is a predicted model, not a curated record. Gene Ontology annotation, cellular component: nucleus. NCBI's taxonomy places the organism in Eukaryota, Metazoa, Chordata, Actinopteri, Cyprinodontiformes, Cyprinodontidae. The transcript has 4 exons.